GAAGGGAGGAGGCUGCCCGAGAGCGUGCGCAGGCGCGGGUGAGCCCUGGGACUCAUGGCGGAAGCGGACCUAGUCACCGAGUUCCCCCAACCCGACGGUGCUGCGCGCUGUGCCGAGGUUAUGGCUCGUUUCGCCUCCAAGCUGCGCACGCAGGGAAAACGGGUAGUGUUAGUAACGUCCGGCGGCACCAAAGUCCCGCUGGAAGCUCGGCCAGUGCGCUUCCUGGACAACUUCAGCAGCGGGCGGCGCGGUGCAACCUCGGCCGAGGCCUUCCUGGCUGCAGGCUACGGGGUUCUCUUCCUCCACCGCGCUCGCUCUGCCUUCCCCUUUGCCCACCGCUUCCCUCCCCAAACCUGGCUGUCAGCUCUGCGGCCCUCCAGCCCAGCCACUUCGGGCUUCCUGAGACUGGAAGUCGAGGAGAAGGCACUUCCCGGCUUUGCUGCGGCUCUGCGGAGCUACCAGGAGGCUGCGGCUGCGGGCACCUUCCUGGCGGUGGAGUUCACCACUUUGGCGGACUAUUUGCAUCUGCUGCAGGCUGCGGCCCAGGCGCUCAAUCCGCUAGGCCCUUCUGCGAUGUUUUACCUGGCUGCGGCCGUGUCAGAUUUCUAUGUUCCUGUCUCUGAAAUGCCUGAACACAAGAUCCAGUCAUCUGGGGGCCCACUGCAGAUAACAAUGAAGAUGGUGCCAAAAAUGCUUUCUCCUUUGGUUAAAGACUGGGCUCCCAAAGCAUUUGUAAUUUCCUUUAAGUUGGAGACUGACCCCUCCAUUGUAAUUGAUCGUGCACGGAAUGCUUUGGAAAUUUAUCGACAUCAAGUGGUGGUGGCUAAUAUCCUUGAGUCACGACGGUCCUUUGUGGUUAUUAUAACCAAAGACUCAGAAACUAAGUUAUUGCUAUCAGAGGAAGAAAUAGAAAAAGGCAUGGAGAUAGAAGAGAAGAUAGUGGAUAAUCUUCAAUCUCGACACACAGCUUUUAUACAAGACAACAACUGAAGGAUAAAAAAAUCACAGAACCAAAAAUUGUUCAGUAGACCAGGGCUCUUACAGAUGGUGAGAACUAGAAUAAACCCUUUGCUUUCCUAAAGACAGAAAAUGAAGGGAAAAAAACAGUGAGUGGUGUGCAGGCAAAUAUUGUUUGCUAUUUGCCUUUCAAAGGUCAUUUCAUACUCAUUAAAAAUGAAAGCAAAAGCAAAGCAGUUAUGACCUACCCACCUGACACAUUUGCCUGAAUGUCAUCUUGAUAUUGAACACAAACAUGAGCUGUUUCUCACCCUUAAAAAAGAGCUUACUGGGAACUCUACUCCUUAAAAUAUAUAUGGGGCCUGAGUAUCAACCAUCUUCAUACUAUAAAAUGGAUUAUGGAUUCAUGAAGGCCAUGCUUUGAAGAUAAAUAGUUGUUAACACCUACCAUGUGGUAGGCCUUGAUAAUUAUGAGGAUUAAAAAAAUGAAUAAACAUUUUAGUUUGGGAAAUAGAUAUAUAAAAAAAUUAAGUGCAAUAAAGUGUGUGCCCAAAAGUUGUCACAAUGGAAAGAAUUUUGUUCUUUGGAGAUUUAUCAAAGAUGGGAGUAGGAGAGAAGAACACCUCCCUGAAGACAGAUUGCCUGGGGAAUGAUGAGCUCACUACUACUUUACUUUUUGCUGUCUUGUCCUAAAUUCACUCCAAGUCUGAAUGAACAAUUUACCUUUCCAAUAUUUUAGGACUGCUCUUUAGGGAAACAACCUGGGCUUCCACCACGAGCCAGGCGGGGGCCAAUUGCUAAUCUCUAUCCUGAGGGAAGCAUUAGUGUGGUAAAGAGCAUGGACUUUGGAGUUGUCUUAGGUUUGUGACAUCUCCAGCUGUACCACCUAUUAGCUCUAUCAACUUCGACACCUGACUUAAUUUCAGCUUCCUCAUCUUUAAAAUGGGGAUAAUCUCUGGAAAUCAAUGCCAUUUGUUGUAAUGAUUAAAUAAAACUGAAGAUAAAGCAUU
Messenger RNA from Phyllostomus hastatus (greater spear-nosed bat), 1967 nucleotides. It is a transcript of the gene PPCS, whose product is annotated as phosphopantothenoylcysteine synthetase. Gene Ontology annotation, biological process: coenzyme A biosynthetic process. Lineage: Eukaryota; Metazoa; Chordata; Mammalia; Chiroptera; Phyllostomidae. The transcript is spliced from 3 exons. Gene Ontology annotation, cellular component: cytoplasm; nucleus. Bases 55 to 990 code for a protein of 311 amino acids. The record is from RefSeq and is a predicted model, not a curated record. Gene Ontology annotation, molecular function: phosphopantothenate--cysteine ligase activity.